AUGUUGAAUUUGAAUCCAGAAGAUUUUAUGCCUAGGAAGUCUAGAGGCUGUAAACCUUCAAAUGCAUUUAUAAUAUAUCGCAAAAUAUAUGUUAAAACGCUUUUGGCGGAAGAAUUGCACUACAAGAUGACGGAAGCUUCGCGAUGGGCUUCGGAAUCUUGGAGCAUUGAAAGAGAAGAGUUAAAGGACGAAUAUCGAGAGUUUGCAAAGAAAGUAAGCAAGAUCUACCGCAAGAGGGCCCAAGAUUUGGACGCUUCGCGUGUUCCUCCCACCAUUUUGCCAUUGCAACCGAAUAGAUCAUCUAAUGAUAUUACUGCAACGAGUGAUAAUAUUAUCGAAAGCGAUCCAUCUCAAUACCCAAAUCAAACCCUUCCUUAUCCUAUGGAGACACCAAAACUAUCCUUUGACGCGCCUUAUCAAGAACAACCACCAAUUUUACCAAGCUUUCACGAAACUCCAUUAAUUCGACAUGACAUUUACUUCACAUCUCCAUUUACGCAAUGUGAGGUUUGUAAUUUUCCGUUUGAAUGCAUUUGUACGGGAGCGGAAGGAAAUGAUGACACAACGCAAGAUGUCCCCGCCUACAAUUGGCAGGGCAUUUAUGAUGGCAAUAUCGAUAUGAAUAUGGACGACUUUUAA
This is a messenger RNA of Funneliformis caledonium, 639 nucleotides long. The record is from the annotation of a GenBank genome assembly. NCBI's taxonomy places the organism in Eukaryota, Fungi, Glomeromycota, Glomeromycetes, Glomerales, Glomeraceae.